AUGCCUCACUAUUUUUCCUCUUUAGAAAUAUCAGCAUGGAUAAAAAUGAGCUAGUGCAAAAGGCCAAACUGGCUGAGCAGGCUGAAAGAUACGAUGACAUGGCGAGUUGCAUGAAGUCUGUGACCGAGCAAGGAGCCGAGCUGUCCAACGAAGAGAGGAAUCUUCUCUCUGUUGCCUAUAAAAAUGUUGUAGGAGCCCGUAGGUCAUCUUGGAGAGUCGUCUCAAGUAUCGAACAAAAGACGGAAGGCGCUGAGAAAAAACAGCAGAUGGCUCGAGAAUACAGAGAGAAAAUUGAGACUGAGCUAAGAGACAUCUGCAAUGAUGUGCUGUCUCUGUUGGAAAAGUUCUUGAUCCCUAAUGCUUCGCAAGCAGAAAGCAAAGUUUUCUAUUUGAAAAUGAAAGGUGAUUAUUACCGUUACUUGGCUGAGGUUGCUGCUGGAGAUGACAAGAAAGGGAUUGUGGAGCAAUCACAACAGGCGUAUCAAGAAGCUUUUGAAAUCAGUAAAAAGGAGAUGCAGCCAACACAUCCUAUCAGAUUAGGUCUGGCUCUAAACUUCUCCGUGUUUUAUUAUGAGAUUCUCAAUUCCCCAGAGAAGGCCUGUUCCCUUGCAAAAACGGCUUUUGAUGAAGCAAUUGCUGAACUUGAUACAUUAAGUGAAGAGUCAUACAAAGACAGCACGCUAAUAAUGCAGUUACUGAGAGACAACUUGACAUUGUGGACAUCGGAUACCCAAGGAGACGAAGCUGAAGCAGGAGAAGGAGGGGAGAAUUAACCAGCCUUCCAACUUCCGUCUGCCUCAUUCUGAAAUUUACACAGUAAACCAUUUGUCAUCCAUGCUGUCCCACGAAUAGUUUUUGUUUACGAUUUGACAGGUUUAUGUUACUUCUAUUUGGAUUUCUAUAUUUCCCAUGUGGUUUUGUUUAAUAUUAGGGGAAUAGAGCCAGUUAACAUUGGGGGAAUUUAUCUGUCUUCAUCUGAGGUGGCCAAUAUAGGGUUGUGAAAUUUUUAUACGAGUUUUACAUGUUUGGCAUAGUACUUUUGGUACAUUGUGGCUUCCACAAGGCCAGUGUUAAAACAGCUUUCUGUGUCAAGUGAGGAAGACUGCUUGCAUAUUGGUCUGCGUGGUGGAAAAAAGGGAGAAUCGGUUGCAGCCACAGGUGUAGUUAGCAUGAAUAAUCAAGCUGGAGCACACAUGGCUGUGAAUAAAACUAUGUCCCAUAGAUAUUGCAUGUCAAGUAAACAUGUGAAAUCUGUGGAAUAUGCCAAUCAAGUGUACAUCUGAUUGCAGCUGAAGUGUUCCUUAAGACAGUUUGAUAAUCCAGUCAACUUUCUCUAGAGAAGGACAGAGAAACGGUUCACAUUCCAUUAUUUGUAAAGUUACCUGCUGUUGCUUUCAUUAUUUUUGCUACACAUUUUAUUUGUAUUUAAAUGGUUUAAGCAACCUAAGAACAAAUGUACAAGUAAAGAUGCAGUAAAAAUGAAUUGCUUGAUAUCCAUAAUGACACUGUAUAUCGAGCACAGCAGUAAAACAAAAACCCAUGUAUUUAACUUUUUAGGUUUUUGCUUUUGUGAUUUUUUUUUUUGAUACUUGCCUAACAUGCAUGUGCUGUAAAAAUAGUUAACAGGGAAAUAACUUGAUGAUGGCUAGCUUUGUUUAAUGUCUUAUGAAAUUUUCAUGAACAAUCCAAGCAUAACUGUUCAGAACAUGUGUAUUAAGUUGAUGUAAGUGGAAUAAAAGUUUUAUGAAUGGACUUUUCAACUA
This is a messenger RNA of Meleagris gallopavo (turkey), 1763 nucleotides long. The record is from RefSeq and is a predicted model, not a curated record. NCBI's taxonomy places the organism in Eukaryota, Metazoa, Chordata, Aves, Galliformes, Phasianidae.